Triplophysa dalaica is the source of this 2815-nucleotide messenger RNA. It is a transcript of the gene faf1, whose product is annotated as Fas (TNFRSF6) associated factor 1. Gene Ontology annotation, cellular component: endoplasmic reticulum; nucleus. Gene Ontology annotation, molecular function: NF-kappaB binding; ubiquitin binding. Lineage: Eukaryota; Metazoa; Chordata; Actinopteri; Cypriniformes; Nemacheilidae. The record is from RefSeq and is a predicted model, not a curated record. Bases 212 to 2203 code for a protein of 663 amino acids. The transcript is spliced from 19 exons.
UUCGUUGCUUUGAACGCUGAUCCAGAACAGCGAAGUGACGAUAACAGAAAAAACUGAAAUCCAUAUUACGUUGUCAACACGGGCUUAAAGAGCAGUGUGUAUAUAUCAGUUACUUGCCGCACACUGACAAGCCGUGUCCUCCGUUGCUCUUCUGAAUUCGGAGGUUUAUAUUUUGUUGGGAUUUUACAUGUGUCGUUAGCCUGUCAAAGCAAUGGCCUCCGAUAGCAACAUGGACAGAGAAAUGAUCCUGGCCGAUUUUCAGGCAUGUACCGGUAUUGACAAUAUUGCUGAGGCAAUCACACUUCUAGAACUGAACAACUGGGAUUUAGUGGCAGCCAUCAACGGAGUGAUUCCACAAGAAAAUGGCAUCUUGCAAAGUAGUUUCUCCAGUGAAGCGUCUCAAACCGAACCCUACGGACCUCACAGUCAACCAGAAGCCACAGCACCUACGCCCUCAGACCUGCCUUCUACAGCAUCAUCAUCUUCCUCACCCCCGUCCUCUUCCAGCUCGGCCAUCUGCCCCGCCCUGCCCUCUCGGCAUAUCGUGGAACGGCAGCCGAGAAUGCUCAAUUUCCGGGUGGAGUACAGGCAGCGCUGUGUAGAGGUGGUCCUGGACGAGUCCAGCGCAGUUGGUGAAAUUAAGAAUAUUCUAGAGACUGAGCUACAGGUGCCUGUGUCUAAAAUGCAGUUAAAAGGCUGGAAGAGCGGAGAUGUCUCUGACAGUACGCCUCUUAGGAGUUUACACUUGCCCAAGAACAACAGCUUGUAUUUGCUUACUCCUGAUAUUGCUCCAUCAGCCAGCACCAGCCAAAGCAGCAGCGCCCAGCAAGGGACGUCAGAUCAGAAUUACCUGCUCAUCAUUAGCCACCGCGAAGCACAGAGAGAUUACAACCUCAACUUCCCCGCCAGCAAAACCAUCCAGGAGGUGAAGAGAAACAUCUCCGACCUGACAAACAUCCCAGUGCGACAUCAACAGUGGGAUGGAUGGCCGGCCUCUGCCACAGUUGACACAAUGACUCUGGCUGUGAGUGGCAUCUCUUACCCCUGUCAUCACCUCAGUGUGUGUAGAAGAUCUUCUCCUGCGCCGGACCAGACAGAUGAGUGUACAGAUGUCCACAUGGUCAGCGACAGCGAAGGGGAUGAUUUCGAGGACGCACCUGAAUUCGGUGUAGAUGAAUCAGAGGUCUUCGGCUCGAGUUGUCGGAAGUCUCCGAUGAUGCCAGAGAACAGUGAAAAUGAGGGUGAUGCUUUAAUGCACUUAACUGCUGAAUUUUCUAGAAGAUAUGGCGACUGCCAUCCUGUGUUCUUUAUCGGCACCUUGGAAGCAGCAUCUCAAGAGGCCUUUUAUGGCAAAGCCAGAGAUAGAAAACUGCUGGCCAUCUACCUCCACAAUGACGAGAGCGUCCUCAGUAACGUCUUCUGCUCCCAGAUGAUGUGCGCAGACUCCAUAGUGUCAUAUCUCAGCCAGAACUUCAUCACGUGGGCCUGGGACGUUACUAAAGAAGCGAAUAAAGCCAGACUACUCACGAUGUGUACAAGACACUUUGGCAGUGUUGUUGCACAGACCAUUCGGACAUACAAGACUGACCAGUUCCCAUUACUUUUAAUUGUCAUGGGCAAACGGACAUCAAAUGAAGUUUUAAAUGUUAUUCAAGGCAACACAACGGUGGAUGAGCUGAUGAUGAGACUCAUGGGAGCUAUGGAGAUCUUCACCGCACAGCAGCAAGAAGAUAUCAAAGAUGAGGAUGAACGUGAAGCCAGAGAAAUGGUCAAGAGAGAACAGGAUGAAGCUUAUCGUUUGUCUCUGGAGGCUGAUCGUAAAAAGAGAGAAGCACAGGAACGAGAGGAGGCGGAGCAAGUUCGUCAGGAGCGAAUCAAGAAAGAGCAGGACGAGGAAAGAGAGGCUAUCCGUCUCACACUGGAGCAGGCCCUGCCACCAGAGCCCAAUGAGGAGGAUGGAGAGCCAAUCAGCAAGCUCCGCAUCAGGACGCCCAGCGGCGAGGUUUUGGUAAGGCGAUUUCUGGGCAGCUGUAAACUCCAGGUCCUGUUUGAUUUCGUCGCCUCCAAGGGCUACCCAUCUGAUGAGUUCAAACUGCUCACCACCUUUCCACGCAGAAAUAUAACGCAGUUAGACCCGGCGUGGAAUCUGGUGGAGGCUAAGCUCUUUCCUCAAGAGACCCUGUUCCUGGAGGCCAAAGAGUAGAAGCCCUUUGAGACGUCCCGGGACGAACCAGAAGAAGAAGCAAAGAACUUUUAGCAUGAUGUCCACAGCGACCCAACACACACAUGCCCUCACACACACUCUCACACACGGUGCGUUGUAUAUGAAUGCUGAGUGUACAUCUGAUGCACACCGAGGCCUUCACAAGCACACGGAUAAACACAUUCUCCUCACAUGACUGCAGUGUUAUGUUCUUUCUUCACCCAAACGUAUGAUAAACGAAAAAGAAAAAUACAAGAAAGAGGUGUGGAUGUCUAACAAAGCCAGCGUCACACACAAGGACUACGUUCUCACCGCGGCUGCUUUUUAGACCUGUUUUGUGUUGAAAAAUAAAUAAAUUAAAAAAGACAAACGAAAGAGACAUUUCCUGGAGAACGCUGGACCAUUUUUUGUCCCUUACACUCACCAAGGCUCCCUGAUUCUCAGCGUGGCCCUGGACAGUCCUUCUCUCGUCUGAGCCCAGCUUCUCUCCCACACAUACUUGGUUUUAAUCUCAACUGCUUACGUUUAUUUUUCCCCUUUUUUUUCCUUUUUAAGUUUGAUGCUGUAUUAGAUUUAGGUUGGUAUACAUUAUAUAAAGACUAUAUGAACAUC